Messenger RNA from Erigeron canadensis, 1858 nucleotides. Its product is annotated as WRKY transcription factor 44. Bases 142 to 1404 code for a protein of 420 amino acids. Gene Ontology annotation, biological process: regulation of DNA-templated transcription. The record is from RefSeq and is a predicted model, not a curated record. NCBI's taxonomy places the organism in Eukaryota, Viridiplantae, Streptophyta, Magnoliopsida, Asterales, Asteraceae. The transcript is spliced from 5 exons. Gene Ontology annotation, molecular function: sequence-specific DNA binding; DNA-binding transcription factor activity.
GUCUCUCUUUCUUCAGUCCAAAACCUCACGACAACAAAAACAAAACAUAUCUUCAUUCUCUGUAGAUUUCCAAACCUUAAAAGUUUUAUUAACUACGAGAAAAAGUAACUUUGAUUUUUCCACACGCACAAAAGUAAAAAAAUGGAUGUUGAAGAGGAGGCUGAAUUAAUAAGGCCAGUAAUAUCAAAACCAGUUGCUUCAAGGCCUACUGUUUCCAACUUCAGAUCAUUUUCAGCUGAGAUAGUUCCGGAUGUGGCCGUAAACGUCUCGGCUUAUUCAUCAGUCAAUGCUAUCAGACCAAAGACUGUGAGGUUCAAGCAGCCUCUCAAAAUCAGCUCUCCUCCACCUGUUGAGAUGUUUGUUGAUUCUUCUCAGGCAGAUGAGUUAGGCGCAACUCAAGCCUCUCAUUUAUUAGCUGAUAAGAUCCUGAAAUCAACCAACACGUCUUCUUUGCUAUAUAAACCUCUUGCAAAGACAGUAUCAAGAACAACUGUGAGUCUGUUGGCAAACAUGGGAACGAUUAACGCAAGGAACGAACAAGCACCAGCUCAGGAUCUCCCGUCUCAAUCAGAGAUGGUGAGAGCAAUUGAUCCUCCGAAAGUGAUAGCUGCCAAGUCUGGCAAUGACAAAAGACUGCAGUUAUACACAAAUAACAGUGAUCGGCCUUCUUAUGACGGAUAUAAUUGGAGGAAAUACGGACAAAAACAAGUGAAAGGAAGUGAAUACCCAAGAAGUUACUACAAAUGCACCCACUCGAAUUGCCUAGUGAAAAAGAAAGUGGAAAGAACAUUAGAUGGGGAGAUAGCUGAAAUCGUGUAUAAGGGUGAGCAUAAUCAUUUAAAGCCUCGGCUUCCUAGGCGUCAUGCUUUUGAUGGUACUAGUCAAGAUUCAAACCCCCAAUUGCCAAACAUUCAGCCCAAUGAUGAUAAUGUUAUUGGAUCAUCUUCACAUUUGAACAAUUUCAUCAAGUUAAAAGAAUCUUGUAAUCACGUUUCAAGUGAAGCAUUUGAUGCCGGUAUCUCAAAUCUUGACUCUUUCUGUGGUGAUGCUCGGGCUCAAGAUGGCAUGACGGCUAUAAGGGAGACUGCAGAUGAUGUACCCUCAAGUAAAAGAAGGAAAAGUUUGAGUCGGCUCAAUGAAACAUGUGGUGAAGGCUUACAAGAGCCUCGUGUUGUAGUUCAUGAUGGGACUGAUUCAGAGGCAAUCUCAGACGGUUUUCAUUGGAGAAAGUAUGGGCAGAAAGUUGUGAAAGGAAAUCCUUAUCCCAGAAGUUACUACAGAUGCACGGGAGUUAAGUGCAAUGUGAGGAAACAUGUCGAAAGAGCAUCAGAUGAUCCAGGUGUUUUCAUCACAACCUAUGAAGGUAAACAUAACCAUGAAAUGCCGAUCAAGAAAGCAAACUAAUUGCUAAACGUACUGGAGAUUUUAUCAACCUUCAGAUAAGAUAUACAGACAUAGACGUUAGUUUCGUGUACCCGAAGAAAAUUUCUCCGAGAAUCAGUGGCCUUUUAGAUUCACUGAGCAGCUCUUGUAGUUUUUGGGUAGAUGAUUUUAAGGCAUGGGUCAUUGGGUUGAUUUAGCUGUCACAAAUUGUCUAGUAAAUCAACACCUUGUUUCAUUCAUCUCUUUGCGUAUUUUCAAUGUUACGCAAGAUUUCACUUUCGCAAAAUUUCUCAAUCCAAGUUUCAUGAAGAUGAGAUAGUUAGGGAGAUAUGCUAAUGAAUGCAGAUUCAUAAUUACUCGGUAACUAUUCAUUGAUAACUAGCAGGUUCGUGUGUCGCCGGUUUGACGGUGUCGGUGUUAGUUUGAAGCGUGUUGUGUUACUUAAAUGUAUGUUUUUGGCGUGUAGGAAAGUUCU